Alternaria atra is the source of this 3147-nucleotide messenger RNA. RefSeq lists its product as uncharacterized. The record is from RefSeq and is a predicted model, not a curated record. The transcript has 4 exons. NCBI's taxonomy places the organism in Eukaryota, Fungi, Ascomycota, Dothideomycetes, Pleosporales, Pleosporaceae. Gene Ontology annotation, molecular function: metal ion binding. Bases 1 to 3147 code for a protein of 1048 amino acids.
AUGGGGUCAAUACAGCAGAAGUCGCAUUUCAAGAAACUGCAACAAUUCAAGGCAAAUUAUGCCGACGCCACGUUCACUCAGUAUGAAUCGCAGCGAACAGGUCUUCGGGUGGUGGUAGUCGAUCGAAAGGGUCCCAAAGUAUACGGCAACUUUGCAGUGGCCACAGAGAUUCACGAUGAUUCGGGUGCACCGCAUACCCUUGAGCAUCUCUGCUUCAUGGGCUCGCGGAAAUACCCUUUCAAGGGUGUACUAGACAAGAUUGCCACCCGAUCGUACUCCGACACAAAUGCGUGGACAGAUGUCUCCGAGACAGUGUAUACUCUCUCAACUGCAGGCUGGGAAGGCUUCGCCCAACUACUGCCCAUCUACUUAGACCAUCUCAUUGUACCUACGCUUACCGAUGCUGGCUGCUACACUGAGGUACAUCACGUUGAUGGCAAAGGAGAAGAUGCAGGUGUGGUCUACUCCGAAAUGCAGGGGCGUCAAAACUUGCAGGGUGAUCUGAUGGAUCUCCAGAUGCGCCGCCUCCUCUAUCCUGAAGGCGACGGUUUCCGUAUGGAGACAGGUGGUCUGAUGGAGAAUCUACGAGUUUCCACCGCAGAGCGCAUCCGCCAAUUUCAUCGAGACAUGUAUCAACCCAAGAACAUACGACUUGUACUGAUCGGAGAGGUGGAUCAUUCAAAUCUCUUGGAGGUACUAGACAAGUUCGAGGAUCAGAUUGUUGAUCGCGUACCGGCUUACGAUGCGCCCUUCAAGCGGCCAUGGGUCGAGUCAAAGCAGACUCCGCCGCUGAGCAAGACUAUCGUCGACACAGUCGAGUUCCCAGAAGAGGACGAAUCAACGGGUGAGGUUCAGAUUGCCUUUCUGGGACCUAAAACCAUCGAUGACCUUGGAGAGACUGCCAUCAACACACUGCUCAACUACCUUGCUGGUUCAUCUGUUUCAGUCCUGGUCAACACGCUCGUCGAGAAAGAGCAUCUUGCGAGUAUGGUCUAUUUUUGGUGCAAAGGACAUACCGAUAUGAUCAUUUGGUGGACCCUAUCAUCCGUAGAGACAGAUAAGCUGGCAGAUGCCGAGAAACGUUUCUUCGAAGUCCUCAAAGAACACGCUUCCAAGCCGCUUGACAUGAGCUACCUCAAAGACUGUCUCCAUCGGUUCAAGCGCCAAACCCGAUACAUGUCUGAGAUUGGUAUGGAUGAGUACAAAGAUCCGAUCAUCAAAGACCACGUCUUUGGCGACCGGAAUGGAACUCACCUUGAAGAAGCGAUGGCCACUCUUGAUGUAUUCGAUACCUUGGAUAAAUGGACCGAGGAGGAAUGGCGAGCGUACCUGAACAAGUGGAUGGUAGAUGCUCACCAUGUUUCCAUUUUGGGUAAGCCCUCCAAGGCACUCUCAGACAAGAUCAAAGCAGAUGAGGUUGCACGCGUCAAGGCACAACAAGAAAAACUGGGCGAAGAGGGACUGGAGAACCUCGCACAGAAGCUCAAGGAAGCCCAAGAGGAAAACGACAAGCCCAUCCCAGAAGAGAUCAUCGCCGGUGUUCAGGUUCCAAGCACCGAAUCUAUCCACUUCUAUGAGACUACCACAGCACGCUCUGGAUUGGCGAAGAAGCUGGGCACCUCGGAGAAUAACAUUCAAACAAUUGUUGACAAGGACGAGAACGGUCUCCCGCUCUUCAUUCACUUUGAGCAUAUACCGACCUCUUUUGUGCAUUUCGGCUUAGCCCUUGGAACUGCAUCACUACCAACAGAACUCAAGCCUCUGCUCGGUGUAUAUCUGACCAACUUCUUCGCCACUCCUAUCGUGAAGGAUGGAAAGCGUAUUGAGUUCGAGGAGGUUAUCACUAAGCUUGAGCAGGAUACCAUUGAAUACUCCAUGGACCGUGGUACCGACAUCGGAAGCUCUGAGAUGAUCUACAUCCCUUUCAUCGCUGAAGCGGACAAGUUCGAGACGGUCGUUUUAUGGUUGAGGUCAAUGCUCGUCGACUCUGUGUUCGACACUGAGCGCAUCAUUUCUGCUGUCAAAAAGAUGCUUGCCGACGUGCCUGAGGAGAAGCGUGACGGUAAUUCCAUGAGCUUCGCAGUCGACCGCAUGAUCCACUACGAUGCUGCGUCAGCCGUUCGUGCGACUGGAACACUUGUGAAGGGCCUAUACCUCAAGCGCAUCCUGAAGCUGCUCAAGACGGAGCCUCAGCAGGUUCUCGACAAGCUCGAAGCCUUGCGUAAACACCUACUGACUUUCUCCAACAUGCGCAUCCUCGUUACCGCCAACCUCGAGACCCUGCCAAACCCGGUAUCCACCUUCAAACACCUCACCGAAGCCUUCAAACCCGGCCCAGAACCAACCGUGAACCCGAUCGACGACCGUAAUGCGCUCCUAUCGGAUAUCGGCCGCAAUCCGGGUGGCACACACUACAUCAUCCCCAUGCCCAUUGACUCCUCCUUCGCAGUUCUCACAUCCAAAGGACCAAAGGGAUACACAAAUGCCCAACUCCCGCCCCUCAUGGUUGCACUCGCCUAUCUUGAUGCUGUCGAGGGCCCCAUGUGGCAGUCAAUCCGCGGCACAGGUCUCGCAUACGGCAGCAACUUCUUCCGUGACCCCGAAACAGGACUGCUCAAAUUCCGCAUCUCCAAAUCCCCCAACGUGUUUGCCGCGUACAACAAAGCCAAGACGGUCAUCAAGGAGUAUGGCAAUGGCACGCAGGAGUUUGAGAAGCUGGCGCUGGAAGGUGCUAUCUCUAGUAUCGUGCGUGACUUUGUCGAUGAGCGCGCUACUGUUGUCGAUGCCGCUAGGAGCUCCUUUAUUGAUCUUGUUACGCGUGGUGUUGGCAAGGACUGGCAGGAUUGGGCACUUCGCGAGGUGCGCAAGGUGACUGAAGAAGAUGUCAAGAAGAUCUUGAACGAGGUUGUAGCUGGUGUGUUUGUGCCUGAGAAGACGGAUCUGGUCGUGACAUGUGGUGGUAUUAUGACUGACGGUCUCAAGAAAGACUUCGAAGACGCUGGCUUCAAGAUUGAGAUCAAGCAACUUGCCGACUUCCAAGACGCAUAUGGUCUGGAGGGCGAAGAGGAUGACGACGAUGACGAUGAUCUGUCAGGUAGCGACGACGGCGACGAUGAUUCUGAAACUGGGUCGGAAAUGGAGGAGUAG